CUUUUUGCCUCUCCAUUUAUGAGCAGGAUCUCGGUGGGCGGCAGGAGAAGAUGGAGGGCUAUUGAGGAAGAAAGAAAGGGGAAUACAGCGCAGGUAAGGACAGUCCCUUCGACUCUCUUUCUGCUGGUUUUAACUCAGGUUCGUGGCGGUGGGCUCCAUCCUUUCCCCCCUCCUCAAGGACUCUGCAAAAGGCCACCUGUCAACUGAGCACAACCCUUCAAUGCAUCUGAUAAAAGGGAACUUUAGUCCGAGAGAGCUUAUGCCAUAAUAAACGUGGGGUUUUUUGUUUAAAUGUGUGGGGAACUUUGGGUUGCUGCUACAGCAGCCUGCAAGUGAGUAGAGAUUAUUUCUGAGGCUGCUUUGGAGAACUUACUUGGGGGGUGCAUGCUCUUUAUUUGUAAUUUAUUUGCUUCUUAUUGCUGUGGUGCAUUUUUUUAAAAAUGGUGUGGUGCUAUGGAUUUCUUUCCAGAAGCCUGGCUUAUCACUGAAAGAAGUUGGGUGGCAACUGCAAAAGGAAGGAUGCCAUUGGUGUCAUUCAUUGCUUUCAAAGGGUUUUACUUAGACUAGACGCACUGAAAUUAAUGGACCUAAGUCAGCCCUGUCUAUUAUGCACACAAUGGGUCUGCUCCAAGGAGGAUGAACUUUGGUGACAACUUAAAGGCUGCCGGCCGGACUUUUUCUUGUUCCCCGCCCAAGCAUCCCUUUGGUCAUGUUACGCAAUCGCUAUUUUGUGCAUGCAGCCGCCGGCUCCUUUCAUGCAGCAAACCACAUGCACGAAGAGGGAGAAAAGAAGUAAUUAAGAGCAGAUCUCCCAACAAUGUCCGUGCGUAAUGACGAUCAGCAACCCUGUCUGCAAAAGGACAGCGACAAAUUUCUCUUGUCUGUGAGGUGAAUGUUGAGAAACUUGAUCACCUUGCAGAAGCUACUGUAGCUGGAAUGAGAUAGGAUCUGGGUAAGAUCUGGGCUCUGCCGUGAACUCACUAUGCCUUAUUAGAGAUUUGGGGAGGAGAGGGGCUGGAAUCAAAAACAGCAAUCAUUUCUGUUGUUGUUUUUGUUUAGUCGUUUAGUCGUGUCCGACUCUUUGUGACCCCAUGGACCAGAGCACACCAGGCACUCCUGUCUUCCACUGCCUCCUGCAGUUUGGUUAAACUCAGGCUGGUAGCUUCAAGAACACUGUCCAACCAUCUCGUCCUCUGUUGUCCCCUUUUCCUUGUGCCCUCCAUCUUUCCCAACAUUAGGGUCUUUUCCAGGGAGUCUUCUCUUCUCAUGAGGUGGCCAAAGUAUUGGAGCCUUAGCUUCAGAAUCUGUCCUUCCAGUGGACACUCAGGGCUGAUUUCCUUAAGAAUGGAUAGGUUUGAUCUUCUUGCAGUCCAUGGGACUCUCAAGAGUCUCCUCCAGCACCAUAAUUCAAAAGCAUCAAUUCUUCAGCGAUCAGCCUUCUUUAUGGUCCAGCUCUCACUUCCAUACAUCCCUAUCUAUUAUUAUUAUUAUUAUUGUUAUUGUUAUUAUUAUUAUCAUCAGUAUUCAUAUCACACCACCCUCUAAGCUAGGAUAGAAAUACCUUAUUUGCCCCCCCCUACACACACAACACCCCUAUGAGGUUGGCUAGGCUGAGAGUGGGUGACUGGCCCACUGUCAUCUAGAGGGCUGGCAAAGCGGAGUAGGGAUUUGAAGCUGCCUCUCCCUGACACUCCCUAAGCAUUUGCAGCAUGCUAGAGCAAUAGAGUCCACCAUUCUAACCUUCUAGAUUCUGCAAUUAUUAUGCUAGCUUGUGAAAUUAAUUACUCAGUAUGUAUUACUCUUAAGGAGUGGAGUGCUUCGUACAUUCAAAAGCGCUAUAGAAUGCUCAGUAUUGACUCAGGACUCUGUACUGGAAAUCUAGCAUUUACUUCCAAAAUAUUAAUUAAUCUAAAAUUAACCUAGCCAAACAGUAAACACUGUUUAUUCAAAUAUAAGACUACUCAGUGCCCCUUUAAUCUACAGUUGAACUCUGCUCUGAUUCUGCAGCAUUAGCAAAACAGGAGGAGGAGGAAGGGGGCACUGCUUGUAAAAUCUAAAAACCAUGGAGAAAGUGGGAUAAAGUUUAACUGCUGUCAGUCCUGUCAUAGCUUAUUAACUUUCUUAACCACCACAGUCGUCUUCUAAACUUCUUGGUUUUUUUUCUUUUUCUGAGUCCUAAAUUACUUGGCAAAGAAGGACCCAACGUGUUUUUUGGCAAAGACAAACCACAAACAGAUUUAUGAACACUCUAAAUAAUGAAAGAGUGGGCUUAUUUAUUUGGAACAAUAGACUCAGUAGCGUGUCAGAUUUCAGUUUUUAAUACCUGUCAACACGAACUCUCUCCCCUCCCCACAUUCACUAAAAGAAAGAAGCUGCGAAGGAAUGUUAUUUUCUUAAAAAACAAACAAGAAACCCCUGCAGAGUUGUUGCGUGUGUGUUUUUUUAAAAAAAUAAUACGAAGGACCUUUCCUGUACUGUUUCUAAGGCAGGCUUUAUUCUAAACAAGUCCUGAGGUCAAAGAUACAAAUUUGUGACGUCUCAUCUUGACACGAUAACUUGUGUUGUGUUCUGUUCCCUACAGUUUUGUUUGUCCACGCUUGCUGUUGCGUCAAGGUCUCCAUGCAGGAUGGAAGGAACAGGAAGACGCAACCCCUGUUUUCUAGGAUUUCUGCUUGGGUUCUGCUGGGCCGUUUUUCCUCGCAGCAGUGCGUGUCCUAAGCACUGCGCCUGCUAUGUACCCACUGAAGUACAUUGCACAUUCCGGUAUUUCACUACCAUCCCAGCACAAAUCUCCCCAAAUGUGGAGCGCAUCAACUUAGGGUAGGUUUACAACAAUAUUGCUUGACUUUGUAAUGUGCGGUAAGGAGAACCAGUUGCCCCCACCUGCUACAACUAACAUGCCAUAGUAGACUUAACUGGGGCACACACUUAUCCGUGAAGCCCCAUUUCAUUGACUUGGAAGAGAUCAAAGACCACCUUGCUUCAUUCCUUGCCAAUCCGUGUAUCAACUUUCACUUGAAUUAAGCUCUGAUUCAUUUGAUCGACUGAGACAUUAACCAAGUUUGAACUUGCCUAUGAUGACAGGGUGGACCGUCUGUGUGUUUGUCAUCACAUGAGUUUUCUCUCUUUCCCGUUUUGUUGUUUUUUCAUACUGGCAGCCUUGUACCUGUUUUGGAUGUGAUACUAAGCAAUGUUUUAGCGUUACAUACAGAAGCAACAAUAGGCCUGAGGCUCAUUCACUUCUCCUCUUAUGAUGCAGCCACAAUAUUAUCAGAAGCAAUGGUAUCUAGGUUUUUGUUUUUGUUUUAAAUAGCUAGAGUACAUCCCUGGCAGCUCAGUGUCAUGGGAAUUGCAGGUCCCAUGAUGCUUAGCUGCCCUGGCUGCUCCAAGUAUAGUAUUCCGAUGAAAGCCUCAGGGUUAUCCUAUCGAAUACCAUAGGUAUGGUAUGACUGAAGAAAGGUCUGGGGAGCUGUUACUUAUUUAAAGAUUUCCUCUCCUUGCAUUUCAGCUAGAAAAGUUCCCAAAGUGGCUUACAAGUCACUUCUUCUUUAAAAAAUGUUUCUGCCCUCAGAUUUACACUCUAAAAAUGGACAGCACCAAAGGAAAAUAGAUAGGGAGGGAGAAGGAAAUAAGCUGUUCUGAGUAAAAGUUCUUAGUUGCAAGUGCCUCUAAUGACCAGUGCAGAUGGAGACACCAAAAAUGGUUGGUCUGCACUGAUCAUUUGCUUCUGUAUCCUGUAGUGCAGGACCUCCAUACUCAUGCAAACUCUCCUUACCUGUCUGCACUAUAGGUAGCUUUAGGGAUAGGCAUAGAGUAAGAUUGCAGGGGAAGGCACCAGUGCCUGAUUUGGAUUCAGUAAAUGACUUGUGUCAAUGCAGGUUCAAUACCCUGUUCACAGUGCAGGUUACAUUCGACGGUGCUUUGGUGAGGGGAGGCCCUGGCUCUGCCCAGUGGACCUUCUUACUACUUCCACUGAAACUUGCAAGCUAGCAAGGAGUCACUGUGACAGAUAACUAGAGCUGGACAUGAACCCUUAUUGUGAAUACUAAAGAGCACUAAGACGUUAGGCUUUAAGGUAUAAACCCUGCCUAAACUAUUCCAGGGUCUUUGCUGAUGACUUAGGAGGUAUGCUUCAUGGAAAGCUUGAUAGCAUUUUAUUGUUUACAUUGUGAAUUUGUGAGUAUCUACUAUAUAGUUUGGAAAGUUGUUGGUUUGCUGUGCUUUGGGAGCUCCAGCAGGGAAGUGGAAUAUAUCUAUUUUAAGUAAAUAAAGUAACCUGUAUAAUCACAAGUCAUAGACAUUCAUUCCAGGGGUGCGCAUACCUACAAAUUUCCAUCUGCCACUGUACUGAUAAAGCUAUUCUGAAAAUGACAUGGCAAGUUUUAACUAAAAUUUAUUUGCUUAUUUGCAAAAGAGAGACUCUGUUUUUGUUUGUUUGUUUUGCCUUUGAACUAUAGCUGACUGACUAAACCCAGAUCUGGAAUGAAAUGUUUGUUACAGUUACAACAGUUUGGUUAAACUGACUGAAACAGAUUUUUCUGGCCUGGAGAAGUUGGAGUUGUUGAUGUUGCACAGUAAUCAGAUACAUACAAUUCAAGACAGGACAUUCUCUGAUUUGCGCCGGUUGCAGGUAAGAAUGAACUGGGAAUUAUCCAUCAUUGGUUCUGCAUAGAGCUGUGCCAAAUUCUUACCUUCGGCCCUUUUAAAAACGAAUAGCAUACAUACUAUGGGUGCAGGUUUACAGCCUAACUUCAGUUUUAAAAGUUGUUCUCACUGCUGAACCAACUUCCCCCUUGCUUUAAUGUAACAUUUGAAUAUGGUUGACUUUUAUUCUUCAGAUGGUGUUCCUAUUUUGCUCAAUUUUUAAAAUAUUAUUAUUAUUCUGUCAACAGGUCUUGAAGAUGAGCUAUAACAAAGUCAAAGUUAUUGAAGCAGGCAUGUUUCAUGGUCUCAUGAGUUUGGUACGGUUGCACAUGGAUCAUAACCAAAUUGAAUUUGUAAACCCCAAAGCUCUCUAUGGCCUUACAUCACUGAAACUAGUCCACUUGGAAGGAAAUUUGCUCAAGCAGCUUCACUCGGAUACUUUUGUCACCUUCUGCUACCUCCAGAUGUUCAAAACAUCCUCCAUAAAGCAUAUCUACUUGUCUGACAACUUGCUUUCUUCUCUGCCUCGAGACAUUUUCAUAUAUAUGUCCGAGUUAGAAAGCCUCUUCCUUCACGGGAACCCUUGGGCUUGUGACUGCGAAAUGAAAUGGUUUGGUGAGUGGGCGGAACGGCAACCAGGUAUCAAAUAUUCUCUUUUUAUUUAUAUACUCAACUUGCAUUUAUUUCUGGAAGCAUUUUUACCUUCCUCUGACAAGGAUUCCAAAAUGGUUUCCAUAAAAUAAAAAAUAAAAAUAGUAGGAGGUUCAUGUGGCUGUUAAAUAGUCCAUUUGAAGCCUUUGCGGUUACUCUGUGUAUUGUAUUAUGUGCCAGUUAUCCCAUAAUGUAAUAGCAUUAAAGCAAUUUAAGAACAUAUUACACCAUUGAUAUCAGAAAUCACAAAAAUGCAGAACCACCGACAAGGAAUAAAACACCAUGCUAGCCAUAGUCCAAUAGUCUAAGCACUAUUAUUAAGGGCUAAAAACAACCCACCACCAUAAAAGCAGAGACUGAAAUAUUGCUAUCAAUGUUUAAAUGGUGUUAAAAGCAGAUACAAUUAUGUUAAAAGGCUUGGGAGAACAACAAAAAAGUAUUUGCUGUUGAAAAUGCAUUAAUGUAGGUGGCAGGUGAGCCCCCACCCCACCCAGAUAGCUUGUCCUGCAACAAGGGGACCACCAAUAAGAAUUCCUUUUCCCCCAAUAGCUACACUCUCUACUUCAUAUUGAGAGGGUAAAGGUAAAGGGACCCCUGACCAUUAGGUCCAGUCGUGCCCGACUCUGGGGUUGUGGCGCUCAUCUCGCUUUAUUGGCCGAGCUUCCGGGUCAUGCGGCCAGCAUGACUAAGCUGCUUCUGGCGAACCAGAGCAGCACACGGAAACGCCGUUUACCUUCCCACCAGAGCGGUACCUAUUAAUCUACUUACACUUUGACGUGCUUUCGAACUGCUAGGUUGGCAGGAGCAGGGACCGAGCAAUGGGAGCUCACCCCGUCGCAGGGAUUCGAACCGCCGACCUUCUGAUCAGCAAGUCCUAGGCUCUGUGGUUUAGCCCACAGCGCCACCCGUGUCCCACUCUUCCUGAAAAGGGCCAUUGGUUCUGUUGGCAGUGCUACUUAACCAGCUAUUUCCCCACAGAACAUGUGUAAGAAAAUACCUCAAACUGCCGGAGGUCUCCUUUAAGCUAUUCUAAUUUUCGCCAGCACUUUAAUUUUCAGUGGCCAGGAAUCACAGCACCGCAAUAAUUGUUAGGAUUUUCAGCAUAGCAUCGCAUACCUUAAAGAAAAGAAAAUCUGAGAGACCACAUCCUCCUUCAAAUAAAAUCUAACCACUAGGGCUAACAGCUGAUUAAAUAAAUCUUACGUUGAUCAGACGCAAGGCUGAUGGUUCUGAAAAAGCACAUGGAUUUUGUUUUAAGAUUGUGCUUGAGUGCAUCACGCCUGGCACAUUAGAUGAAGCUUUCCCUCAAGUGUGCCUGCAACCUAGUUUUUGUACAGUUUUACUGUCAUCAGUACUUGUAUUCACUAAAAAAUCUGAUGCCAGAUUAAUUGGGGUGCCCUUUUUAUUAAAGAAAAUGUUGCAGCCUUCUUGAUCAUAAAUACAGAAUAUUUUAAUGUAUUUCAUUUUACAUUAGAGCACUUUCAAGUUUGCAGAGUCAGUCACAUUUUCUUUAUUAAUGGAACAGUAGAAGAAGAAGAAGAAGAAGAGUUUGGAUUUGAUAUCCCGCCUUUCACUCCCUUUAAGGAGUCUCAAAGCGGCUAACAUUCUCCUUUCCCUUCCUCCCCCACAACAAACACUCUGUGAGGUGAGUGGGGCUGAGAGACUUCAAGGAAGUGUGACUGGCCCAAGGUCACCCAGCAGCUGCAUGUGGAGGAGCGGAGACGCGAACCCAGUUCCCCAGAUUACAAGACUACCGCUCUCAACCACUACACCACACUGGCUCUCAGUAGAGUUUGCUAUAUUUGAAUCCAUUGUUUUCAUAACUAAUUGUAAACAGAAGGGAUUUUCCCCCUGGACUGCUUCACCAAAAGAUGUGUUUGACAAAUGAUUCCCUGGAAAGAUAAUACAGAAAUGAGAAUUUUCACCAAAAUGGUCUAGAGAUUUGACAGCUCUUGAAUAGAACUUCCACAGGAAUCUAGCCUUUGUUCCUCUCUUGUUUAUAUUAUCCCAAAGUUAUAAGAGAAAAAUGCAACUUCCUCCCCCUUCUCUGGUAUGUGGCAAGAAGCUUGUGUUACAAACUUCACAUUAUGGAGCUGCCAAAAACUUUAAAUGAAUAAAAUAGAACAAUCUCAAAUAAAACUGUGUCUGGCAAAAUUCCUCCCCCAAAUAUGUAUUUGCCGCCGUUUAAAGAUAUAACCACAGAUAGGUUACUGUUCUGAUCCUACAGCAUAUGUUUUUAUUGCAAAAACUUGUAUAAAUGAGUAACAGACAGAACAACAACGUGUUCUAAUAUAUUUCCAAUUACAAUACCAAGUAGAAAAAUGGAAUACCUCUUAAAAAUGAUAUGUUCAACUCUUGUUUGAAAUAAUUUGAAACCCAUGGUGGAAGCAUUCCUAACCAGUGGGGUGGGAGAGUAGAUAUUUUCUAUCAUUGGGAACUAUUUUGUUGCUAGACCGGUGGUGGGCAAGGAACGAACAGUUUUCUGAAUGCAAUUAUGCAUUUGCAUGCCUUUUAGAAAGUGGGGGGGGGGGGAAUCUAGGGCCAAGAACAUGCGCAUUGAAGCAAGAUGGGAACUAGAGAUAACACAGAACCGAAGUUCAGAUUCCAACAUAAACUUUGGGCAAUGGGCAUUAAACUUGUAGCCUUACCCAAAUCUGUCUUCUCUGUUCUUGUUUAAUUUUUCUAAUGUCUACAUCUAGCAUCCUCUUGCCCCUGUGCUGAUUCUGAGGGCUGAGUCCUAGGCCUUUGUCCUUGUUCUGGUUCCUUUCCUUCCCAUUCUGUAGUAACCAUGGCUAAUCAUCAAUUACUGUACUGGCUGGCUCCUAAACAGAUCCAAAUGAUUGCUGACUGAGGUCUGUCAUAUUUCAUGGACACCAGAAAUAUCUAUCAGCAUAACAGGACCUGUUGCUUUUAUGCGUGAAUCAGUCAAGCAAAAAUGAUUUUUACCGUUUCUAUCUCCUUUCCAGAUGUUGUCAAGUGCAAAAAAGACAGAGGUGUUUCUGGUGUUCUGCAAUGCCCAUUGUGUGCCAAUCCUGGAAUUUUUAAAGGCAAGCAGUUAAGCAGCAUGCAACCCUCAGAUUUUAAUUGUGUUAAGCCAACUAUAGACCCAGCCUUGAAACUGAAAAACAUCACUGCUCCCGGUGAUGGUGGCUUUACGUCAGUUUCUCCCAGAGAUUUUAUGGCUCCCAUAGGAUCCAUGGUAUUCAACAUGACAGACCAAGCUGGAAAUCGAGCAAACCUGAUCUGCAAUGUGCAAAAGCCUGCAAAGAUGUCUCCAGUUACACUAAACAAAAUCGACAACACCACAGUACUUGAAGUAUCCUUCUCAACAUUCCUUGUGUGUAGCAUUGACCACGAGUAUAUUCAGCAGUUGUGGAGCCUCCUGGCCCUUUACAGCGAUUCUCCGUUAAAACUGGAAAGGGAACUGUUAUUGACAGAAGUGCCUUACAUCAGUUAUAAGUACAAGCAAACAGACUCCAAAAAUGACGAGCUAUUCACUGAUGUAGAAACUGAACUGAGAGCUGAGCCUUACUGGUUGAUGCAGGAACAAGUUUCAUUGCAGCUGGACAGGACUUCAACCACUCUCAACACUCUGCACAUCCAGUAUUUCACAAAUGCUCAAAUUGCCCUCCCAGUGAAUCUCCCAAAAUCGGAACGGCAAAACUGGGCCAUGAUCUUACAAGAAAACACCACAAUAACUGAAUAUACCGUUUUAGUAGGGGGGUCUGUGGAACUGGACUGCCAAGCGCUUGGAGACCCUACCCCUGUAAUUGAGUGGGUAUUAGCAGAUGGGAGCAAGAUUAGAGCACCAUAUAUUAGUGAAGAUGGGAGAAUCGUGAUAAAAAAAUCUGGAAAACUCAUGUUGCGUGCAGCAGAUAAUUUUGACAGUGGCGUUUAUCACUGUAUAGGAACCAAUUAUGUUGAUGCUGAUGUCCUGACUGUUAGGAUUACUGUGAUAGAUCCUUAUAUAGAACACAGCCAUUUAAACGGCCCUCAAUUUUCCAUAUUUUUAGGUGACACACUUCACCUUCCAUGCCCGUCUACAGGUGCCCCAGAUGCCCCUGUUACCUGGAUCUUACCUGAGCACAUGGUUCUUCACCACUCUUCAAAAAACAAGCUUCUUUUUCACAACGGCACAUUAAAAAUACAAAGAACAACAGACCGGGAUGGUGGUUACUUCACGUGUGUCGCUGCUAAUAAGUAUGGCGUUGAUAUUUUGGUUUACCAAGUAGUAGUUGAAAGGAAUUUGAACAGGACACAAAAACUCGAUAUUCAGCUAGAGGAUGAAGCAGCAGAAGGAUCUGGCAAUGAAGAGUACAAAGUUACCACCAAACCUCAAAAUCCUUCAUCUGCCAGGCAAACCCAAGUAAGCAGCGAGGAACCCACUAAAGAUUCAUAUAUAAAUCAGCCCACGCAGAACAAAGCCAGUGCCAAUCGCAAAGAGAUUUACAGGCGCAACAAGGACAAGACGAACAAACGGUUUAGAGGGCGCCUGAGGCAAUUUGAUCCUUCCACUAGGAGAAUUGAUCCAUUGCGCUGGGCAGCAUUUUUGGAAAAAACGAAGAAAAAAGCCACUUUUCCAAGAAAGCAAGAAAACGCCACAGCAAAACCAACAGUAAAGGUUCUGUUGUCCUCAAAGACUUCUGAAAAUCUGGAAGAGACAUCUGGAGAUGAUAUAUUUCCAGAGGAAGGAUUUAUUCUACUAGCAACUAAAAGACCUGCGAUAUCCACUCUGAGAGAAGCCUCUGGAAAUGUAGUGACAGCAGAAUUUGGAAGCAUGUCAAAUGAUUUCCGUUCUUUGGCAACAUCCAGCAUGGUUACAGAAACCACAACUCCAGUAACCAGCCCAGUGGUUAUGAAUUACAAGACACCCAAGAACCAGAAGUUACUUUCAGAACUUAAACUUGAAAAAACUUCUCUCGAAGCAUCUCAAACACUAUCUACCAACAUGGAGCCAUUAACAACACCAUCUUAUAGUCCACCAAGUACUUCUACAGAAGCUUUAAGUACUUUUCAGAGCUCGAUAUCAUCUGGGAGAAACAAUUUGCAUCUAAAAGCCACACCAACAAUUACACCAGCAAUGAAUAUUACCAAGAGUACCCUGUCUGCAGCUACCCACAAAAAUACUGAAAAACCUGAUUUAUUUACAGAGGCAACUGAGAAAGUAUCAAAGAAAUCCAAUCACCAGGUAUCUCUAGUGACAGCCAAUGUUCCUGAUGAUGAUGUAUUUAGUCAUAUGCAUGCUUACAGUACACAAAAAAUAGUGCCUCGGUUACCUUCAAGCUCAACCAUCGUCACUCACCAGCAGAUUAAGGUAGUUGGGGGUGCUACAACUCACAACCCACCACUCCCCCCCAGGCAGUAUAGCAGACGAAGAAAAAUCUCUAAUAGAAGACGAAUAAUUAGACCUGGCCGUAUUUCCAACAUUGCAGGUCAUAGAUUUGCUUUUGUUAAAUCACGGUUUGCUCAAGCAAGUACAACUCUACCUCCUCCUGUAGAAGUGAGCACACCUGCAUUAUCUCCUCCCAAAAAAUCUCUUGAACAGACUGUCUCUCAAGCCCCUGUUUCCACUUCAUAUAAAACUCAUCACCCAGAAGCAACAACUGCAAAUCAGUUUUGGGCAUUCUCAAGAAGCAAACUGGUUGCAGCUGAAGAGCAUACAACUUCAACAACAAUCCCCUUCUAUCCUGAAAGCACGCAAGUUGUAUCGCACCGAGAAGCAAAAUCUGCUGCAGCAUUACAAGGAAUCACCGACGCAAACCCAUCAUUUAGCAUCAGACUCCCAACAGCAACUAUCCAUAGUCCCAGGACUGGCAUGGAAACCACAUCUGCCAUGUCACCUUUGGUUAUGAAAUCUACCCUUUCCGCUCUUGGAACUAAGGCCUCUUCCGUUGUUUCAACAGGGGGAAUUCCUUUGCAUAGUUUCUUUGGAAGCAAUGGUGCACAAAAGCAGCUACUGGAGAAGGAACCCAAGUUGCAAACAAGCAGAGAACCCUCACCUAGAGUAUCUGCUUUGCCUCUCCAAACUACAGUUCCAAUGCCAGCAUACACAACAUCACCCACAUAUAAAAGGGCUGUUUCAAAGACUGAGAACCGAACUGAUGAUCCCCUAAUUCAACCCACCAGUGACAAUAUGAUGGUAGUAAAACUAGUCCCCCUCCUAUCGCCUGAUGCUGCAAAAUUGCCAUCUUCAGCCUUUGCCUCCAAUCUUACAACUGUUCUAGGAAAAGAAACAGAUGCCGCCACCAGCAUCCUACCAAUUCUCUUUCCAACUACUACUGUCCGUGUUAAAACUAACGUUGCCAGAUUCAGAGCGUUAAGACCAGGCAGAAGGAGGGGUCAGAGGAGGAGAAGGCCUCUGAAAAACCCUGUGUCUUCAUACAGAAACAUCAUUCUCAGCAAAGGUUCUGCUACGGUGUCCAAAAAACCCACGGCUUCUCCUUCUUUAACAACAGCUGAAAGCAUAAGGGAAGCUGCCAGCCCCCUAACAGAUGAACUGUUUUCAAAAUCCACUAGUAUGGAUGCCAUUAGAACUACACAACGGACACCCAGUCUUGGCACAACUGACACAGUUGCAGAGAAUAAAUCCACACCAGCUACUCAGAUAAGGAAUAUCCCUACCGAAAAUACGGUCACUACUGAGAUAGCAGUGGGUAACUCGUCUUCUGAAAAACCUGUGACUGUGAUCCCACUCACUGUAUCGUUCUUGGACACAGCCAGCACAAUCUCAGCGAUACCAGGCACAUCCUUGGUAACACGGGCGCCAGAGUCCAGCAGACUAACUCUGGCUACUACAGUGGGUGCUGAUAAGGAAUCAGAACAGACUGUAGGAUGGGAAGCUAGCAAAAAAGGCCAAACAACAAAAGCAGCUUUUUCUCUUAAAACUGAGAUGAGUACCCAAACUCCUACUAAUGCAAGAUACCCCAGCACACAGUCUCCUAGCCCAUUAGCACCCCAAACAACGCUCAUGCCGGCUAUCACACCAACCACUGCAUCUCCCAGGCAGGGGGAACUGUCUUGGCAGGAGGCUGCAGAAAGUGGCAAAACUUUCACGGUCAGCACAUUGGGCAGAUUUAAGUCCCCACAGAGCUCCACUCAAUAUACUCCUUUGUGGACGAAGGAUAAGAACAAUCAGGUGAAGAAUUGGGCUGAGAAGACCAUAGACCAGGAAGUCGCUACCACCAAUCAGAUAACCUUAGAUUUGUUCCACCAACGCAGGGGGGCAAGACCCUGGAUAAUUGGAGGGAAACUGGCAGCGUUUACGGUCUUGGCUAAUUCAGAUGCUUUCAUCCCUUGCGAAGCCAGUGGGAACCCUCGGCCAAUAAUACACUGGACCAAGGUAUCAUCAGGUACGUUUCUCAAGUUUACAUGGAAUAUUUCUUUUUCCUUUUUUAUAUAUACACAAGAUACAAGCUAGGAUAUAGUGUGGGCAGUAUUAAUAUCUUAAGAAUGCUUGUAGCCCUAGGGUUGGGUUUUGAGGGUGCAAUGAGAACCAUUGUGUUGUAGAGAUUCGUGUGUUGGGCUAGGACUGGGGGGACUCUGGUUCAAAAGUGUGUGGCCCUGGGGCAGCCAUACUCUCUGCAAUAGCCGCCUUCUCCACCAGGCAAUUGUGAGGACAAAAUGGAGAGCGGGGGGAAAGAGACGCAUGUAUUACCCUGAGCUCCUUAGAGGAAAUGUGGUUUUAUAAAUACAAUUGUGCCUUUGAACACAGUUGUAGAAAUCCUUUCUUCUUCCGUGGGACUUGAAAAGCAGUAUUGGGGAAGGGUCAUAACUCAGCCGUAGGGCUGGGCGAUAUAUCAAUAUAUCACCCCAAACCAGUUUGAAGUCCGUAUUGUGAUAUUGGUUUUGUAAUUUUUGACCUGGCAAUAUUUCACAAAUCGUUAUCUCUGUGUGUGUGUGUGUGUGUGUGUGUGUGUGCGCGCGCGCGCUAUGCAAAAAUGACAAUACAGGAGAAACUGUGAAGCCAGCCAGUGCCUCUACAUAGCUCCAUCCUUAUUUCAGACUGAUAUAUCAUGAUAUUUUGCUGGGGAUAUAUCACCAUGUUGAAAACCAGAUAUCGCCCAGCCCUACUUAGCAGUAGGGUAUGUGCCUUGCAUGUGGAAGGUCCCAGGGUCAACCUCUGUGAUCUCCAGAAACAUCUGGGAGAGGCUGCUGCCUGCAGAGCCACUGCCAGUCACUGAGUUAGAUGAGCCAAUGGUCUGACUCUGUAUAAGGCAGCUCCCCAUGUUCUUAUUCUGAUGCAGGGCUGCAACUCUGAUGACUUACCUACAUUUUACUUCUACUUACUAUAUAACUCUACAUACGAAAGGAUAAUUUGACAUUACCGUAUUUACUCGACACGGGUGGCACUGUGGGUAAAACCUCAGCGCCUAGGACUUGCCGAUCGCAUGGUCGGCGGUUCGAAUCCCCAUGGCGGGGUGCGCUUCCAUCGUUCGGUCCCAGUGCCUGCCAACCUAUCAGUUCGAAAACACCCCCGGGUGCAAGUAGAUAAAUAGGGACCGCUUACCAGCAGGAAGGUAAACGGCGUUCCGUGUGCUGCGCUGGCUCGCCAGAUGCAGCUUGUCACGAUGACCACGUGACCCGGAAGUGUCUGCGGACAGCACUGGCUCCCGGCCUCUAGAGUGAGAUGAGCGCACAACCCUAGAGUCUGUCAAGACUGGCCUGUACGGGCAGGGGUAGCUUUACCUUUACCUAAUGUGCCAUUGAAUCUAACGUGCACCUCAAUUUUCAGAACCUUGAAACCAAAAAAAGUAUUUGCUGGCAAAUGUAAAUGUGCCAUCGAAUCUCAUGUGCACCUUAAUUUUUGCAACACAAUUUGGCCAAAAAAGGUGAGCAUUAGAUUCGAGUAAAUACGGUAGUUUAUUAAAGUGGGGUUUUUAGGAUGAAAAGUUUAGAAAAGGGAUGAAGCACAAAAGCAAUAGAAAUGCAGUACAAAAACCAAAAUAAAAACCAUUUGACCUGCCAAGCAAAUCAAAAAAGUAAGAUUUUAAUACAGAGAUUAGGCUAAUUUUAUUUCCAUCUCUUUCAACUAGGGGUUGAUGCGUCAAAACACAAGCGUGAUAACAGAUUUGAGGUUCUUCCCAACGGGACUCUCUCCAUCCAGAACGUCAACAUCCAGGACCGCGGACAGUACCUCUGUGUGGCUGCCAAUCAGCAUGGUUCCGACAGGCUUCUUAUCACAUUGUCGGUGGUGACUUAUCCACCUCGAAUCCUGGAGGGGAGGUCCAAAAUUAUUACUGUUCACUCUGACAAGCCAGUAGCCCUGAAAUGCACUGCCGAAGGCCGUCCCAUUCCUACCGUAUCAUGGAUCCUUGCAAACAAAACUUACAUCUCAGAAUCUUCUAUGGGAAAUGAGGCUGUUUCUGUGCAAGCAGAUGGCACGCUGGUGAUAAAGAAAGCCAGUGUUUACGACAGAGGGAUUUACACAUGCACAGCAAGCAACGCAGCUGGUUCAGAUACAAUGACAGUGAGGCUGCAAGUUAUUGCUGCGCCACCCAUUAUACUGGAAGAGAAGAAGCAACGUAUGUUGGAGAAUAUUGGGGGAAGCUUGAAGCUGCCCUGCACUGCCAAAGGAAACCCACAGCCCUACGUUCACUGGGUUCUCUUCGAUGGAACAGAGGUGAAGCCUUUGCAGUAUAUAAAUGGCAAAUUUUUCCUUUUCCCUAAUGGAACCCUUUACAUCAGGAAUAUCAGCCCUUCUGACAGUGGGAAUUAUGAAUGCAUAGCCACCAGCUCCACCGGCUCAGAGAGGAGAGUGGUCAUCAUCCAGGUAGAACAUAGCGACACAGUCCCCAGAAUCACAGUUUCAUCUCAAAGACUGACUCAGCUGAAUUUUGGGGACAGGUUGCUUCUGAACUGCUCAGCUACAGGGGAGCCAAGACCCAAGAUAAUAUGGAGAUUACCUUCAAAAGCUGUUGUUGAUCAGUGGCACAGGUAGGUCUCGUGAAAAUCGCAGCAUUACUUAUUUGCUUGAUUAGCCACCAUAUUUUUCCGUGUAUAACACGCCCCCCAUGUAUAAGACGCCCCCUAUUUUGGGGGGCUCCAAAUUGAGAAAAUGGGGGGAGAUUGUAUCCAUGUAUAAGGCGACCCACAAUUUUGAAUAUAAUUUUUUAAUAAAAAAACCAACCCUAGUCCUAUACACGGAAAAGUACGGUAUAUUGUAACCAUUGGAUUUCAUAUUGGAUAGUGUUGUGCUGGAGGAGAACGAUAAAGCUUCUGGGACAAAUGAACUGUUCUGCCUUUGUGUCAAAGAGGGCUGAAUCAAACAAAUGAAUUUCUUGACACCCUUUGCUGAGCUGCUCUGGUACUUUGGUAUGAGGGGUGUCGAGCUGUCAUUUGCUGAGUGACUUGCAGAACAAUCCAAACCCUCCUUACACCAGGCUGUGGAGUGGUAGUGGUUGAAUUUGAUGGAAGUGUUUCUCAGCCAACUCUGCUGGCUAAGUCAGCUCUCUUGCCAGCCGCCAGCCAUUGCCCUGACCUUUCUACCCAGAUGCUGUGAGAGACACGACUGCAGAUGCAGUUGUGGUCUUUGCAUUCCUUUAAACUCCACUAACAGGUGUGGAAGCUUUGGACUACACCUUUAGAUGCCAGAGCAGUACAGUGCUACAGUAUUUAAGAAUGAGACUGACGAUAUAAGGGUUGAAGCACAUUUUACCAUACUGUCCCAGUCCAGUUAGGGCUGUCUUCACCACAGCCACUUCAGGGACAAGCAAGGCUCCUAUGAGCUCUUGUUUGUAAAUGUAUUAUUUCCAUUAAAACCUCAUUCCUAGGUUGGGUGGUUGUAGCUCCACAGCAUCAAUAUCAUAGUAUUUUAUUUUAUUUUAUUUUGGCCGAGUUUGCUUUAACUCAUAGUAAUACAGUUCUGCCCAACGUUUUGGCCACUAACCAUCAAUUGAGUUCUUAAGUGAAGCCAGUGGUUUCCAUAUUAGAGCUUGGCAGUAACAAAUCUUGUGAUCUCUAGACUGACCUAAACAAAGCAUCUAAAUCCAAACAGAUUGCAGAUCCCUGGAGUCUGGUCCACAUAAUUAACAUCUGCCAGCUCUCUGCAAGGCUUCCAAACAGAAUGAGCAGAGGAGUGAUAUGUUUGCACUUUCCUGAUCCAAAACUAGUGCAUGUCAUAUGAAGAACAAGUAGGCUUGCAGUUCGCUCUUACAUUUGACAAAGGAGAUUUCCCACCAAGUCAAGCUGUACCUAUAGAUGGGGGGAGAGGGGCUUCCAAAGGCUUCCACACAACCUGGAAUCCUGCACAAUUCUGAUAUAAGCCAACAUGGAAGCCUUUGCACAUACAUCUAUGUGUGUAGCCCCCCCUCACCUUUGUGCAGAAGUUCACACAAUAUGCACAGUUGCCAUGGGAGGAGUUGCUUGAUGCAGCCGUACUCUCCACUCAUGACUCCUGAAGAGGACUCAAAGGAACUUCCAAAUGCUUCUACUCAAUGCACUCAUAUCUUAGCUUGUCUUUAAUGUCAUUGAGAAUCAGCAGUUUUACAGUUACGGUCUCUGUAUUUUUUGGCAUAUAAGGUUCUGGUUGUGGGCUUCCCAUAGGCAUGUGGUUGACCGCUGUCAAAACAGAAUUCUGGACUAGAUGGGCCUUUGGCUUCUCCCAGAAGGGCUCUUUUUAUGUUCUUAAGCAGGCAUAGGCAAACUCGGCCCUCCAGAUGUUUUGAAACAAUUCCCAUCAUCCCUGACCGCUGGUCCUGUUAGCUAGGGAUGAUGGGAAUUGUAGUUCCAAAACAUCUGGAGGGCCAAGUUUGCCUAUGCCUGUUCUUAAGUAUAACGGACUAAAUACCUUUCCUUUCUUCCAUUGCUUUUUAGAAUGGGGAGUCGAAUCCAUGUGCAUCCCAAUGGAUCGUUGGCUGUUGAAAGAGUCACAGAAAAGGAUGCUGGUGACUAUAUAUGCGUGGCUAGGAAUAAAAUGGGAGACGACUUGAUCCUAAUGAAAGUCAGCGUGACAAUGAAGCCUGCAAAAAUCGAUCAAAAGCAGUAUUUUAAGAAACUGGUGCCUUACGGGAAGGACUUCAAAGUGGACUGCAAAGCUUCCGGGUCCCCUGAACCAGAGAUAUCUUGGAGUUUGCCAGACGGCACAAGGAUCAACAACGUGAUGCAAGCAGAUGACAGUGGGCACAGGUCUCGUAGGUACACUCUGUUUGACAACGGGACACUGUAUUUCAGCAAGGUGGGAAUAGCUGAAGAGGGUGACUACACGUGUUAUGCUCAAAACACACUUGGGAAAGACGAAAUGAAAGUGCACAUAACAGUGCUAGCAGCGGCGCCACGGAUCAAGCAGAAUUCCAAGACCUAUGCAAAAGUCAGAGCAGGAGACACUGCAGUUUUCAACUGUGAAACCACUGGUCAACCUAAGCCGAACAUUUUCUGGUUGUUGCCUUCCAAUGACAUGAUUUCAGCUUCCAAUCACAGGUAUUUUCUUCACAUUAAUGGAUCCUUGUCCGUCACAAAGGUGAGGCUCAUAGAUGCUGGAGAAUACAUAUGUGUUGCUCGCAACUCUGGUGGAGAUGAUACAAGGCUUUAUAAACUUGAAGUAAUCUCUAAACCGCCUCUCAUCAAUGGGUUGUAUACAAACAAGACUAUCAUUAAAACAACAGCCAUAAAACACUCAAAGAAACAAAUAGACUGCAGAGCUGAAGGAACGCCCAUACCCCAAAUCAUGUGGAUUAUGCCUGACAAUAUUUUCUUAACAGCCCCAUACUAUGGGAGUAGAAUAACAGUACACAAAAAUGGGACUCUUGAAAUUCGUAACGUAAGGUCUUCAGAUACGGCAGAGUUUGUCUGUGUGGCACGUAACGAUGGCGGAGAAAGCAUAUUGGUGGUCCAGCUGGAGGUGUUAGAAAUGCUUAGGAGACCAAUGUUCAGAAAUCCAUUUAACGAGAAAGUAAUAGCAAAGGCUGGGAAAACUGCCUUUUUGAACUGCUCUGUAGAUGGAAACCCCCCUCCCGAGAUAAUCUGGAUGUUACCCAAUGGAACAAGGGUUUCCAGUGGUUUUAGAACACUCCAUUACUUCUUGGGGGACAAUGGCACCCUUGUCAUCUACAGUCCUUCCAAAGCAGAUGCAGGCAAGUACCGGUGUGCUGCUAAAAAUAAAGUUGGCUACAUUGAAAAGUUGGUCAUAUUGGAAGUUGGCCAGAAACCCACCAUCUUUAUCCACCCAAGAGGAACAAUAAAAAGCAUAAGUGGGGAACUGUUAUCCCUUCACUGUCUUGCUGGCGGAAGCCCCAAGCCAAGCAUAAUAUGGACAGUCCCCAAUGGUGACGUCCUAGACCGGCCUCAGAUUAAUGGGAGAUAUAUGUUACUAGAAAAUGGCACCCUCAUUAUCAGAGAAACCACCAUCCAUGACAGAGGAAGUUAUGCAUGCAAAGCUCAGAACUACGCUGGUGAUUCAACGGUAGUUGUUUUUGUAAUUAUUGUGGCACACCCGCCACGGAUUACAAACAGACCGCCAAGGAAUAUCCGCACAGUGGCUGGGGUACCAGUUCAGCUUCACUGCAUGGCACUGGGAAUACCAAAUCCAGAAAUUACAUGGUAGCUGCCUGACCACUCAUUACUUUCCACAGGCAGCAAAGGCCGGCCAUCUGGAAGUGAACUUCUCCAUCCACAAGGAACAUUAGUAAUUCAGAAUCCAAAGCUGUCAGAUGCUGGCAUCUAUAAGUGCAUGGCUAAGAACCAGCUUGGCAGCGAUUCCACUGUAACAUACGUUCAAGUUAUCUGAGACGAGAAAUGCAGCCUGAACAAUUGAUAACAAAGGCUAAUCAGGAGCCAAAGUUUGGCUUUCAAAUAUGUUUAAUCAAAAGCAGUCAUGUCAGAUUCGUUAAAAUUGCGAUUCUCAGUUUACAGUAGACACAGUAACAGACAGAAAGAUUUGGAGAAAAAUUGUAUCAUGUUCCGAUAUGAAUAUAUUAGAGGUAUUUUUAAAGCGACAUUGAGAACUUAAGGCACUUACAUCUUGACUAAAGACAGUCAAAUGCAUCGCAAUAUAACUUGAAAUAUUUAGUGCAAGGAUGGGUUUGUUAAAAAGUUGUUUCUUACUUCCCAUUUGGUAGUAGUACAAGAAGUAUGAAAUAUAAGAUACGUAAAGAAAAAAGAAGAAAUGGGAUGGCUGUUCGUUACCUUGUGGACAAAUAUGAAUAUUUUGUAUCUAUCUUACCAUUGUUGUUGUUUUUAAACAAAAAGGUGCUGCCAGUUUUGUAAUACUGAAAUUUAGUUCUUUCACGCAGGAGUCCUUUUUUGUGGGGCAAUGGAAGAACCAGUAGAAAAUAGUUUGAUAGGGUUGUGUGUGUUUUAUUUUAAAGACAAUAUGGAUUAUUUUUGUAAAAUAAAAAAGCAAUCAGAUCUGCAUAUAAAGAAGUGCAGAUGUAUAAUUGCCAUUCAGCUGCUAAACAUUUUACAUAAAAAGAAUAAAGUGCCUUUAAGUUUAAUAAGUAUGCAAUGCAUGAGCAGAGACUGAGGAGGAAGCAGUAGGACAGUGUACUUUUCUUCUUGCUUGUUCUGGGCACCUGGAGGCACUGGCUGAAAAAUUGAUGCAAAGAAAGAACCUUUGGUCUACUCCAACAGAAUACAGCUGUCUCCAAGAAAUUGCGCCGAGUACCUUAUUUAUUUAUUGUAAAUAUUUUUAUAUUGCCUGUCAAUUAAGGUAUAUUCUUAGGGCAGCCGCAAAAGACAUCUGUUUAUACGUGCCACAUAGGAUAGAACUUUGACUCUAGUGAUAUAAGGCUGUGCUCUGUCAGAGUAGGAGAACUCUGGAUCCCAGACCGCAGGCUAUGCCAAGAACUCCCACUGCAUUAUAGACUGCUGACCAUACAUGAUUCCCUGCAUCUAGUUUGUUGCAGAACAGGUGAAUAUGCAGCUAACAUGGCACAAAUCUUGAUCCACCAGCCUAAGCCCACAACUGUUGUGUGACACUAUCCCUCCAAGAGGGAAAGCAAGAAUUAGCAACCUUUUUCUACAUGCUUAAGAUGCUAGCUACUUUAUUGGGACCUGAAUAAAAUUCAUACUUCAAAACUCUUUUAAGAAAUGUGCAUUUAACUGGAAAUCUCAAAAUGGCAUACCUUUUCCUGGUAUGUCUGAACUAUAGGAACUUGUGGUUUAUUCUUACUGGCUGCUUAAAAACACACACAUGAGGAUCAAAAUGUAGCAGCCCAGACCUAGAUAUAGUUUACCUGCUCCACUCCUGGAUCUGAAUGCAUGUUUCACUUAUCUUAUCUUGCCUCUCUGCCAAGGCCAAGAGAUGAUGGCAACUCCAUCACACUGCCUCCUGCAAAUAUUACAACCACUAUCAUGCCAGUUGACUAUGGGCAAAACUAUAGCAGGAACAGCCUUUCUCCUGAUGGAAAUACAGUGGUGCCUCGGGUUACAUAUGCUUCAGGUUACAGGCGCUUCAGGUUACAGACUCUGCUAACCCAGAAAUAGUACCUCGGGUUAAGAACUUUGCUUCAGGAUGAUAACAGAAAUCGGGCUCCAGCAGCACGGCGGCAGCAGGAAGCCCCAUUAGCUAAAGUGGUGCUUCAGGUUAAGAACAGUUUCAGGUUAAGAACAGACCUCCAGAACGAAUUAAGUACUUAACCCGAGGUACCACUGUAUGCCGUAUUCCCAGAUUUGGUCUUUGCUGGGUCGAGGACAUCCAGAACCUGAGCAGAUAACAGGAACACCUUGACAGUAUUUUCCUUUGUUCUGCAGUGGAGGAUCUGUUUGGAUGCAAAACUUUCACAAUAUCCAAGAGAAAAAGAGUUCCACAAUUGUGAGCAGCGCAAUGUAAUAAUAUUACCCAAUCAUGUG
Messenger RNA from Podarcis lilfordi (Lilford's wall lizard), 21078 nucleotides. NCBI's taxonomy places the organism in Eukaryota, Metazoa, Chordata, Lepidosauria, Squamata, Lacertidae. The record is from the annotation of a GenBank genome assembly.